This is a messenger RNA of Cotesia congregata, 1347 nucleotides long. The record is from the annotation of a GenBank genome assembly. NCBI's taxonomy places the organism in Eukaryota, Metazoa, Arthropoda, Insecta, Hymenoptera, Braconidae.
AUGGAACAAAGAAGAGAAAUUGAUAAUUAUAAAAAAUUUAAAAAGUUAAAAGUUCUGGAUAAGAGGAAUUACGACGAAGUUUGUGGAGAAGUAAAAGCAGGUAGAUUGUCGAAGGAUGUUGAACUGCAAAUUAGGGUGCAAUGUUACUACUUUUUUUUGAAAAAUGACUUCAAUUUAUUAGAAAUGCAUAAUCAACCAUUCAUAGGUACAGUUACAAUGUCAAUAAUCCAUGUUGCGAUAGGCCUGAAUGAUCAAGAAAUGAUAGAUCAUUUGUUAGCUUUGAAUUGCAAUCUCCAGGCGACGACAGGAUACGGAAAUUCAGUAUUGCAAUGGGCUGUCAUGUGUAACAAGUUAACGACUGUCGAAAAAUUAUUAGAUACUGGUGUUGAUAUCAAUGAUAUAGGAGAGGAUCACCAAUUGCUAUUAGCAAUAGCCGUCAGUUGGAACAGGUAUGAAGUGGUGGAAUUGUUAAUCAGUCGUGGUGCUCAAAUCAAUGACCGUAAAUCUUGUACCUUCAACAAGUCACCUUUCGGUUGUGCUGUCUUCGAAUCUAAUGUGAACAUGAUGAAGCUCCUAAUUAGUCAUGGUGCUGAUGUUAACUUAGCGGUGUCUCAUAUGAAAUCACACUGGACAUGCACACCAUUGAUAGCUGCUUGUAGUUUCGACAAUUCAACGGAUUCAAUCGAGUUCUUGUUAAAUCAUCCAUACAUUGACAUCCAGGCUGUUCACGAGAGUAAUGAAACUUGUGUAUUCUUUGCGGCUAGAAACGACCCCUUAGGCUACUUACAGUUGAUUCUAAAUACAAAUAUUGAUAUAAAUACUAAAAAUAUUUAUAAUAAACUGCCGUUAGAUGUUGUAUGGGAUGGCAAUAAUAAUGUAAUAAAUCGUCAUAUUGUUAAAUUGAUUGUCGCUGGAUUUUAUGUCUGUGAAGAAAACAGAGAAGCUGUUAGAGAUAGAAAAUUUGACAAGUUGAGGGCUGAAUGUUCUAAAGAAAUCCAAUUGAUGAAGGACACCAAAGAAUUAUACACCAACUGGUCCUGCUUCACGAUUCUUAUGAGGUCUCAGCAUUUUUUGGCUCUCCGCUUCAAACACGUUGAAGUUUCUGUUGAUCAAGAAGAAGAGUGGAUUAAAAAAUUCCCACUCUACGGAAAAAUUCUUGCGUUUCACCUAAAAAAGGCUCUGCAGCGGAAGAUGAUACUUAAACGCACAGACCAAGUGUUGUUUGAUAUUUUCUAUAAGAUAUUGCCGGAUACUUUUAUUCACGAUUUGUACCACUUUUUUAGUAAUUAUAAUCUGUCAAAGUUACUAGAUUACUUCACUUGCUCUGAAAAUGCAUCAAGUAAAUAA